GGAAAACCUGGAAAUUAACGGAAUAAAAACAAGGUUAAACUUCCCAAGCUGCUUUAUCGAAAGGGCGAUAGAACAAAAGGCAACCUGCCGUCAUGUAAUUCUACGUUCUUUGCUCUCUUCUCUAUUGACUCUACCUUAUCUCGACCGAGCUUUCUAUCUUCAACCUAUUAGUCUAUCCAAAUGCUGUAUCUGACGGCUGAUUUUUUCCCUGUCUUCAUACCACUGGGUAUCAUUGGAUUCUACCGUUACUUGAUCUUCAUCAUCAAGCUCAUCGCUUGGAUAGUUUACGAACCUAUCAUUCCUUUGGAUGAUCCAGUUUAUGUGCCAGAGAAAGAUGUUACCAUCGUAGUGCCAACCAUUGAUGCAGGAGAAGAAUUUGUGGAGGCAGCAGAGUCUUGGCUGGCUUGUAAUCCCAAGGAAAUCAUCAUUGUGACGGAAGAAAGUAUGUACGGUCCAUUACAAGAAUUGGCAAACCAAAUCAAUCCAGAAAAAAUUAGAGUGCUUACUGUAGCCAAGGCCAACAAGCGACUUCAAAUGGUACAAGGAAUACGACACACCACCACUGAUAUUCUCGUGUUCGCUGAUGAUGAUGCUAUCUGGAAACCACAAACCCUGAACUACAUUCUGGCCUGUUUUGAAGACGAAAGCAUAGGUGGAGUUGGCACAUCACAAACUGUCAAGUCUGUUGGAAAACACCAGACGGUGUGGGAAGUACUUGCCGGAUUCCGAUUGACGGUUAGAAAUAUUGAGGUCGCCGCUUCUACACAUAUAGAUGGCGGCGUAUGCUGUAUCUCUGGUCGAACUGCAACCUAUAGGACUGUCAUUCUGAAGGAUCCGGAAUUUCAAGAAAAGUUUACAAACGACUUGUGGAGAGGAAAAUAUCCUCUAAAUUCCGGUGACGAUAAAUUUUUAACCAGAUGGAUGGUCUCCCAUGGUUGGAACACCUAUAUGCAGGUAUGCUCUGAGGCUGAACUGCUCUCUACUUUCAAGACGGACUGGCGAUUCAUCAAGCAGGUUUUGCGCUGGACCAGAAACACAUGGCGUAGCGACUUCCGGUCUCUGUUCGUAGAAAGACACCUUUGGUUCAAGCAUCCCUUUGUGACUUACACCAUGCUGGAUAAAUUUGUCAAUCCUCUCACCUUGUUAUCAGGUCCAGUCUCUGUUAUUGCCCUCUGCUUUACAGCCUACCAUCUACCCAGCUGGGAUAUCAUUCUCUCCUAUGUAGUUUGGCUGUUAGCAACCAGAAUCGUCAAACUUUCUCCACAUCUCUUCCGCCGACCUCAAGAUAUCAUCCAUGUCCCGGCUUUCCUACUGUUCAACUUCUACUUUGCCUUUAUGAAGAUAUACGCCUUGUUCACCCUCAAUGUCACUGGCUGGGGAACAAGACAAGGUGUUGGCAAUGAGUUGGCAGCAGAUAUUGAGAGGAACGCAGCUGCUGCCUCCAUUGAUGGAACGUCACAGACAACCAUCGAGAUACCACCUGAAGUAGCAAUCCGAGACAAAUUAAUUGCAAAGCUGACCACAGAAGACAUGAUGGUUCCAGAUAGAGCAAAAGCUCAUGUUAUCGUUCCUGCCGUCCCUAUCAUCCCUCUUGAAGCUGCGCCUGUUAUGAUCGCAUAAGA
Messenger RNA from Umbelopsis ramanniana AG, 1622 nucleotides. RefSeq lists its product as uncharacterized. Lineage: Eukaryota; Fungi; Mucoromycota; Umbelopsidomycetes; Umbelopsidales; Umbelopsidaceae. The transcript has a single exon. The coding region runs from base 181 to 1620 and encodes 479 amino acids. The record is from RefSeq and is a predicted model, not a curated record.